AUGGAGCUACAUCCCGAGUCCGUAGCGCAGUGGAGGGAAAUGUGGAUAGACAACGACCACGACGUCGCGGGACACAACAAUACGCCGAGCACUGCCCUCGCCUCUCCUGGUCCCCCCAGCGUCCUGGCCCGUCUCAAGCUAGUACGAGCUACCACGGUGCACGAUGUUGGCAAGGGGCCCGAAUGUUCAUUGGGGCAAACUGGCUAUGGCUCCAUACUCGUGGGGAUGGUCCAGAGGCGAACAUACUCGAACCGGUCUGGCGGUUAG
Neoarthrinium moseri is the source of this 267-nucleotide messenger RNA. RefSeq lists its product as uncharacterized. NCBI's taxonomy places the organism in Eukaryota, Fungi, Ascomycota, Sordariomycetes, Amphisphaeriales, Apiosporaceae. Bases 1 to 267 code for a protein of 88 amino acids. The record is from RefSeq and is a predicted model, not a curated record. The transcript has a single exon.